UCAUUAACCCGCAUGAUCUCAAGUCCAAUUCUGACUCUGUAAAUUCUACAUAAAGAGUCCUGCUUGGAUUUAGGGGGAGGGUGGUUAUUUUUACUUGAUCCUCCGGGUUAAGAGGCAGCGCAGCAUGAUUCUAAUUUACGGUGGUGAGUGGGUAGUUGCAUAGAAGACGCAGGUUCCUUAUUGGUUCAUUGCAAAGCCAAAGUAAGCUUAAGAAUUAAAUUGCUGCAUUAGGUGGGCAUCCAGAACCAUGGGGAAUUAUUUUGGGACGAAACUCUAACACACAAAUGUUUGCAGUUUUAAUUCUUCUAUAGAAGUCCUGUAGAGCAAGGGACAUUGCUUUUUAACGCACCAAAUAACAUAAUUUUAAAGUAAGGAGGUGUUUUAGAGAUGGCCGAGUAACACUUUCAUUUCACGAUUAAUUAGAAAGUUCAAGAAAGUAAAGUGCCCAAAAUAUGCAACUAAUUGAAGCACAGUUGGAAGUUUUGAGAGAAAAUAAUGGAUAGUAAUGUAAUGUUUUCAAACUGUGUUACACAUGCUGCUACUGAUUUAAGGGCAAGCAUUUAUUUGUUUGUGAGAAAAGGUCUUGCUAAAAUGCCUAGGCUAGCCUCAAACCCUGGACACAGGUCCUUUUGCUUCAGUCUCUCAGCUGAGACCAUAGGCAUACCCACUGCACCUAAAUAUUUUUAAUUUUUAUCCUUACAUACUUACUUGGUUUGGGAAGUGAGUUAUGGAUUUUCAUUCACUCCAUAAUAUCAAAGUGUCCAUUUCACAUAAUUUAAAUUUAAGGAACAUAGUUUUAAGUAUAAAUGUCAUUCAGAGGCUAAUGCAUCUAGAGUCUGGUAAAGGCCUGAACCAUGAUGAUGGUAGGUGCGUAUCAAAUUUUGGGGAAAUAUUGUAGUCACCUAGAAGAAGUUUGAGAAUGCUACUAUUUCUCCUUUUAUGUGGUUUAUGUCACUGGAACUUGGAAGGUCAUUUCCAGAGAAGAAUGGAGGGCAAUGGCAAGCUCGCCAUGGUAGAGGAUGCUGUGGAGUACCAUCUGUUCCUGAUACCAGAGAAAGCCAAAGACACAGAAGAGCACAGAGAGAUCCUUCAGAAGUACAUUGAACGAAUAAUGACCCAGUUUGCACCCAUACUGGUCCCUUAUAUCUGGCAGAAUCAGCCUUUCAAUCUCAAAUAUAAGCCUGCAAAAGGAGGUGUUCCUGCUCAUAUAUAUGGCAUGACAAAGUUUGGAGAUAACAUUGAGGAUGAAUGGUUUAUUGUUUAUGUAAUAAAGCAGAUUACAAAGGAAUUUCCAGAGUUAGUGGCAAGGGUUGAAGACAAUGAUGGUGAGUUCUUGUUAAUAGAAGCGGCCGACUUUCUCCCUAAGUGGUUGGAUCCUGAUAAUAGUGCCAACAGGGUGUUUUUUCAUCAUGGUGAGCUGUGCAUUAUUCCUGUGCCAAGGAAAUCGGAAAGGCUAUCCUGGUUACCUACGACACCACCAACAAUCCAGCAAGCUUUGAGUAUAAUCUCAGCACACUCAGAAGCUGUUUUGGCUUCAGAAUCUAUACAAGCUGCUGUGGACAGGCGCAUUAGUGGGUACCCAGAAAAAAUUGAAGCCUCUCUCCAUCGAGCACACUGCUUCCUUCCAGCUGGCAUUGUGGCGGUGCUCAAACAACGGCCCAGGCUGGUGUCAGCCGCAGUCCAGGCCUUCUACCUACGGGACCCCAUUGACCUGAGAGCCUGUCGAGUCUUCAAGACAUUUUUACCUGAAACACGAAUAAUGGCCUCUGUCACUUUCACGAAAUGUUUGUAUGCACAGCUGGUACAACAGAAGUUUGUGCCAGACCGGCGGAGUGGAUACGGGCUCCCACCUCCAUCACAUCCCCAGUACCGAGCCUAUGAACUGGGCAUGAAGUUGGCUCAUGGAUUUGAGAUUUUGUGCUCCAAAUGUAGCCCACAUUUUUCUGACUCCAAGAAAUCCCUUGUGACUGUUUCACCGCUCUGGGCCAGCUUCCUUGAAAGUCUGAAAAGGAAUGAUUACUUUAAGGGACUACUGGAAGGUUCUGCUCGGUACCAGGAGAGACUCGAAAUGGCAAAGAACUAUUUCCAGCUCUCCAUACACCGGCCAGAAAGUUCACUUGCUAUGAGCCCAGGUGAAGAGAUCUUAACCGUGUUACAGACACUGCCAUUUGACGUCGACGAGCUCAAGACAGAAGAAGCUGACCUUCUUCCUGAGGAUGAUGACCAGUGGUUAGACCUCUCACCAGACCAGCUGGACCAGCUGCUGCAAGAUGCUGCUGGCAGAAAAGAAUCUCAGCCCAGUCCCCAUAAGGAGGAGCAGCAGAACUAUGAUGUGGUGAAGGUCUCAGACAGCAUGAAGGCCUUCAUCUCCAAAGUGUCAACCCACAAGGGGGCAGAACUGCCCAGAGACCCUUCGGAAGCUCCAAUCACUUUUGAUGCAGAUUCUUUUUUGAAUUAUUUUGAUAAGAUUUUAGGGACAGAGCCUCAGGAGCCAGACUCUGAUGACCUGGAUGAAGAUGACUUCGGAUGUUUAGACAGCGAUGAUGACUUGGGCUUUGAAGCUCAGGAGUCUGAAUCUCUGAAAGGAGCUCUUGGCAGCCUCAAGUCCUACAUGGCCCAGAUGGACCAGGAACUGGCGCAUACCAGCAUGGGCAAAAGCUUCAGUACCCGGAAGCAAUUGAAUAAGGAUCCUCCAUCCCAGACUGCAAAUGACAAUUCAGAUGAGGAAGAUUCUGGUGCAGGAGAUUGCACUGUUGAAGCAGUGGAUGUAGACCUGAACCUGGUUUCAAAUAUACUGGAAUCCUACAGCUCCCAAGCUGGCCUGGCAGGACCUGCUUCCAAUCUGUUACACAGCAUGGGUGUGCGACUGCCUGACAACGCUGAUCACAACCCCCAAGUCAGCCAGUGAAGGAUUAGCCUGCACACCAGCUGCUCUUCUCACUGAAUAAACAAGAGCCCAAGUGUGUUCAUUCUAAUCGACUCUUCAUAAGAGCGUCUUCCCUGCAGGCUUCAGGGUCCCAGUGCCAUCCUCUCCCAGGUCCUGUGACCUGCAGCUUGUUUGGUUUGCUUUAAAUUUUCCCAAGACAUGGUCUCCCUUGUAGUUUAGUAAAACGCUGUGCUGUUGGCGUAAUUCUGAAUAUUCCGUUUCUCUCAGGUAUGUUCCUCCACGGGUCAGAAUUCUAAGUUGGCAAAAUCCCAUUUCAUUCACUUUUUAAUGAGAUAAAAAGUCCUAAAACUUAACGUGUUCAGUCUGUGGCAUUCUCCACAUGUGCUCCUAAUUCAGGGUAAAGAACUUAUUAUUCUUUAAUUAACCAAUUAAAGACAUUAGCAUAC
Messenger RNA from Grammomys surdaster, 3333 nucleotides. It is a transcript of the gene Ecd, whose product is annotated as ecdysoneless cell cycle regulator. NCBI's taxonomy places the organism in Eukaryota, Metazoa, Chordata, Mammalia, Rodentia, Muridae. The record is from RefSeq and is a predicted model, not a curated record. The transcript is spliced from 13 exons. Bases 920 to 2908 code for a protein of 662 amino acids. Gene Ontology annotation, cellular component: nucleus.